Molecule: messenger RNA, 1638 nt
Organism: Drosophila persimilis
Lineage: Eukaryota; Metazoa; Arthropoda; Insecta; Diptera; Drosophilidae
Product: luciferin 4-monooxygenase
Exons: 3
Coding region: 1-1638 (545 amino acids)
Biological process (GO): long-chain fatty acid metabolic process; fatty-acyl-CoA biosynthetic process
Molecular function (GO): long-chain fatty acid-CoA ligase activity
Source: RefSeq, a predicted model, not a curated record
AUGCCGUACAAGCCGCAUAUCACCUACGAUGACAAUAUCAAGGUCUGGAGUGGAGGCGAAAGCUUGAACUGCUUUGAACCGCACCUAUCGAUUGGGGAGAUCAUCUUUCGGGAGCUGGAAAGCCAUCCGAAGCUGAUUGCCCAAAUCUCAGCCACUGAGAAGACUGUGCUGACCCGGGAAGAGGUACGUUUCAAUGCAAUGCGAGUGGCUAGCUAUAUGCGGGGACUGGGCCUAAAGCAAACGGAUAUUGUGGGCCUCAUAGCCAGGAAUACCACGCACCUGGUGGCCGUAGCCUACGGCUGUUUCUUCAAUGGUGUGCCAUUCCACUCCCUAAACAUUGCUUAUGAACAGGACACCAUAGAGAAACUGUUCAGCAUCAGCAGACCGCGUCUAAUCUUCUGCGAUGGGGAUGAGUACCAGAGAGUUCUGGCAGCUACCGAAAACCUCAAGCUGGACACCACAAUCAUUACCUUGCGAAAUCAUCCCAUAGGAUCCCUUUGCAUUUUGGAUAUCCUGACCACACCAAUAGAGGAAAACUUUCAGCCCGCUCGCUUGGAACCUUGCCACGAUCAGACUUUGGCCAUUCUCUGCUCCUCCGGCACCACUGGGGUACCAAAAGCAGUAACGAUUAAAGACAGUCAACGGCUUUUAUUGCCUGUUUUUCGUAUGACCUCUAAUGAUGUGCAAUAUGCACACAGCACCCUAGACUGGAUUUCAGGUCUUUUAACCAUCAUCCUCGCUGGAGUGUUCAACAAAACAAAUGUUAUUGCUGACAAUGAUUUUGAUCCCGCCUUCACGUGUCGUAUGAUCCUAGAAUAUAAUAUCGGUUUAGUCUUUCAGUGUCCUUCCCACAUGGCAAUGUUGGCUAACUGUCCGGAAUUCGAAAAGGCUGACCUGUCGAGCAUAGAGAAUUAUAUUUUUGGUGGCUCCCCAAGCUCUUUGGAAGUUCAGAAGCGUAUUCGUAGCCGAAUCAACGGAAAUAUGAUCUUUACCUAUUCCAUAACAGAGAUGAACAGCGCAAGCACGCUGAACCUUCACUUUGAUGAAAAACCCAACUCAGUCGGUCGACCUAUAUCUGGGAAUAAGGUCAAGAUAAUCAAUGAACAGGGUGUGGCUCUGGGCCCCAAUGAAGAGGGUGAAGUGUGCCUCUUCAAUGGCCAGCAUUGGUCUGGCUAUUAUGGAAAUCCAGAAGAGACGCGAAUGAUUCGCGACUCCCAGAUGUGGUUUCACUCCGGAGAUUUGGGCUACGUUGAUGAAGAUGGCUUCUUAUUUAUAGUUGAUCGCAAAAAGGACAUGCUCAAGUACCAAAACAUUAUGUACUAUCCCAACGAGAUAGAGACAGUCAUCUCCCAGAUGCCGAACGUUGCCGAGGUCUGUGUAUUUGGCAUUUGGGAUGAGGUCAAUGGCGACGAGGCCGCAGCCUCAGUGGUGAAGAGGUACGGCACCGAAUUGGUGGCCCAGGAUAUUUUGGACUAUGUAAAGAAACAUAUUUCCACCAAGUAUAAGCAGUUGAAUGCUGGAGUCAUCAUUGUAGAUGAUCUGAAGCGAAGUGGGAAUGGCAAAACGAAUCGACGAGCCAACAAGGAUCAUUUUCUGAAUGUCCAAAAUAGGAAAAGUUUGAACCUAAUAAGUGGCUAA